Molecule: messenger RNA, 5076 nt
Organism: Ictidomys tridecemlineatus (thirteen-lined ground squirrel)
Lineage: Eukaryota; Metazoa; Chordata; Mammalia; Rodentia; Sciuridae
Gene: Ube2d4
Product: ubiquitin conjugating enzyme E2 D4
Source: RefSeq, a predicted model, not a curated record
UUGAGACAGGGUCUCACGAAUUUGCUGAGGCUGGCCUCAAACUUGCUAUCCUCUUGCCUCAGCCUCCCAAGUUCCUGGAAUUACAGGCAUGCACCACCGUGCCCGGCAAUAAUCAUAAUUUUUAGCAUUUUAUCAUCCCACCAGUGCAUGGCCAGAACUGACCGACUUGCAGAGGGAUCCUCCUGCCCAGUGUUCCGCAGGACCUGUGGGUGAUGAUUAAUGACAGUCCUUACCAAGGAGGUGUUUUCUUCCUGACCAUCCACUUUCCUACGGAUUACCCUUUCAAGCCCCCAAAGGUCGCUUUCACAACAAAAAUCUAUCACCCCAAUAUCAACAGCAAUGGCAGCAUCUGCCUGGACAUCCUGCGGUCACAGUGGUCUCCAGCACUCACUGUGUCCAAAGUUCUCUUGUCCAUCUGCUCCCUGCUCUGCGACCCCAACCCUGAUGAUCCUCUGGUGCCAGAAAUAGCCCACACUUACAAGGCCGACAGAGAGAAGUAUGCGUCCUCUUUGGAUUGCCUUUGUGCCAUGGCUGCCAGUGUUCCCACAGACAUCUUCCUGCCUGAGCUGAGCCUGUGCGCACGGUGGAUGUGCCCUGGGUGUGGCCUCUUGGCUCUCACUAACAUGUCCUUUGACUCUCCUCUGAGGAGAGAGAAGGGGAUAAAAGCAGUUUACUCUCCUGGAUAGUUCAUCAGCUGUCCUACAGAACCCUAAAAUAUUGUUUGCCACACCCUGUCUUGAGGCCAGCAAAGUCAGUGGUCAGCCAAGAAUGGACUCAGAAGAAUCUGACAACAGGAAAAUUCUGGAUUAAAUUCUAAGGUUUAUGGCAUAAGACAAGGGUUUGUCUGCUUGGACAUACCCAGAGUGAGGCUGAAGCCAGUCAAGGUGGUAAACACAGCUAUGGUCAGUUUGCUGGGUGCGGUCAGACGUCAGUAGUAUGUUGCUGUUUCACCAACAGACUCUUACUGCCAAUUCUGUUUAAACAUCAAUUACCAGAUCCAGAAUUCUUACUCCCUUGUGAGCUGAAGCAUGGGAGUGUUUGGCUAGUGGAGCAGGCCCAGAAGACACUAUCCUGUGUUAGUCUGUAUGUUGACAGUUAGCAAGAAAGGGGCCAGGUGUGAUGGGACUCAGACAGCAGAAGUGUCAUGUGAAUGGCACCUGGGAGAGAAUAUUACUGGCUCUUGUGAAGAAUAUUUGCAAAGCCAGGUGUAGUGGUGCACACCUGUAAUCCCAGCUUCUUUGGAGGCAGAGGCAGGAGGAUCAAGAGUUUCAGGCCAGUCUAGGUAACUUGGCAAGAUCCUUUCUCAAAAAACAAAGAGUAUCUUCAGAGAGUCUUUUAGUUUAUUACUUAUCUUCAGUCUGAAGAGAUUAGAAUGAAUUGGUUUUUGUAACAUUUUUCUUGAGAACUUUAUAGACCUCAUUAUUAUACUCAUUGAAGUCUCCUGGUAGCAAUCAAAAUAAGUUUUAGCUGAUUAAAUUUUAAAUUGUUUUUACUUUAACAUUUCUUAUGAGCCCACUGAUGUAGUUUAGUAGCAGAGUUCUUACCUAGCAUUCACAGGGCCCUGGGCUCAUUCCCUAGCACCACAGGGGAAAAAAACAAAUUAUUAUAAGCUAUUUUAGAUAUAACAAAAGGCAUUUUUUUCAGUGUGUCCCCUAACUACAAAUCUAUAAUUUACAGUCUCAUGGCAUCAGAUUUCAUUACAAUAAUGAAGAUAAAUGCACAUACCUAGAUAACUCUCACUGGUGCCAGGCCUGCUCCAUGUACUUUAUAUACAGACUUGUCCAGUCAUCCCCUCAAACAGAAAGUCUUUUUAUGGUGAACAGCCAAGGAGAUGAGGGCACAAAGAGGUGGCCCAGCUGCAGAGGGUGGUGCUGAUUCACACACAAGUGACAGGUUCUAAGAUUUGUGUUCUGGACAGCCUGGAACUAUUCCAAGCUGAACCUUGAGUAUCUUCUGCAUCCAUAUUGAAGGACAGGAGAGAGAAAGGGUAGAGAUUUGCUGCAGUAUUACAUCUUCCACAGCAGAUAGUUAAGAAGGAUCAACAGGACUCACCAAGUAAGGGGGUUACAGCCAUGACUGAAGUGUUCCUGCUCCAAGGAAAGUUUUUAUUUUUUAAUUCAUCCAUCAGUCCUGGAUGUUUGACAAGCAGCAGCAUUUCCCCACAUCAGUCAUGUUCUCUGCUCCACGUUGAAGGGACAUGACCAUUUCAAGUGAGGGUGUCACUCCCUCUGCUUUUUUCUUCCAGGUACAACAGACUAGCAAGAGAGUGGACACAGAAAUAUGCUAUGUAAGUGCCUCGGAGGUUUCGUGGGAGACAUUGUUCAAGAGAAGCUGGCCAGGCAAAGAGGUCUUCCUGUGAAGCUCUGAGCUGUCAGCUAAGCCACUGACAGAGUGCCACCCGUUCUUCACACAUAUAUGGGCCACCCACUUUCUUUGGCUGCAGCAUGUUGGUGCCAUUCUCAGCCAUGGUGGCUUUGACAAUGUCACAUCUUUGAUGCCUAAUCAGCAACCAUUGUAACUAUGAUCCACAAUCUUUCUGGUUACACUGGAAUGGGUCGGUCUGCCCCAACUCAUCUGCUCGUCUCUGGGAGGCCAGUCCCUGCACGCCUCCCCUGCCUGGCCUCAAAUGGUGCUGCUGCUCACUAUGGCACCACAUGGGGGCCUAGCCUGGCCCCUCACUACAUGCCCUUUGCCUUUAGAACUCAGUGUUGUCCUGGGUGCCCAGGACAGAGUGGGCUUCCUUGCAUCCUGUCUGCUGCAGAAUCACAUCCCAAGGAGUCUGAGUGCAUCCUGGAGGCUCCCAGGAAUGGGACAGCAUCACCGGAAAGCGGAUGUCUCAUUCUGUGGCUUCUGGCGUCUUCCUCUGCAGUGCCACAUGCUGCAUAUCUCUCCUCACACCAAGAAGCAGCGAGUGGAAAAUGUCAGGAUAUAAAGCACAUAACACCCUCCCUCAUGAGAGAUGACUGUCUUUUUUAGAUGCAAGAGCAAAAUUAUGAAACCAUAGUGAGAUUUGGGUUAUGCUUUUCUAUGUGAUGAGAUUUUUCCCUACCUCCACCUCCUCCCACCAGGAUUCUAUACAAAGUUCAAGUGUAAGCCAUUUGCAGACUAGAACACAGGGAGGGGUAGAGACUCAACUGUAAAUAAAAAUGCAAUUCCCUUAAGAGUCUAAAUAAUAGUUGAUAUUUAAGUCUCCUUCCCCCACCCCACUCCCCAGGCAGAACAGAAGAUAUGAAAACUUGACAGGGUUUUCAGAGCCUUAAUUAGAAUAGUCUGUUAAGUGCCUGGCUUCCUUGCUUGGCUUUCUAAUUGAACACAUUUUAAGGUUUGACUUUCUGAUGGAACACAUUUUAAGGUUUGACUUUAGAGCUGACAGCUUUGAAAUUAGGUGACUUAGGAAAAGGCAUGAAAGGGAUUUCAAAUAAAACCUCCAGAGAAGGAGGAAAGUUGAAGGGCUUCAAAUUUCUAAAGCCAAAUUUAGUUUCUUCCAGGUUGGUUAUUCCAUUCUCACAGAGUGAUGCUUGAGUGAUUCAGAACAGAAGCAGGGCUGGGUUGUGCACACCUGCAAUCUCAGUAACUUGGGAGGCUGAAACAGGAGGAUCACAAGUUUAAGGCCAGCCUCAACAACUUAGCAAGACCCAGUCUCCAAAAAAAUUAAAAAUGGCUGGGGACCUAGCUUAGUGGUAAAGCACCCCUGGGUUCAAUAACCACUACUGCUAGAAGUAAAGAACAGAGCAGAGAAGAGUAAAACUGCAACCAAAAGGCCAGGAAAAACCUCUGAGGGCAAUUGGAAGGUCUACAGAUCUAGAACUUGGGGUCAACCAAAGAUGACUGUGGGAGUUUGAUUUGUUCCUGAAAAUCUUAAGUUGUAGCUGCAACCUUAUUGCCAGAUGUUUUGUCAAUGAGAAUACCUUCCUGAGGUUAUUCAUGUCAUUACUCCUUUUGCAAAAGAUGGAGUAGAUGGAGCCUGGUCUGCAUUUAUUUGCCUUUUGGGGGUUUCCAUUUAGGAUUAUCCUAUUAUAAAGCUUCUUUUUGGGUCCUAUGGUCCUUGUUCCUUGCUUCUCACCAUGGUUAGGGUUGCCUUCUUAAUUUCUCUUUACUACCCCUUUGGUCUUUGCUUAAACAGAACAGUAAGUCUUAAUAAAUGGUGAGAAUGCCUUUACCAAGAUGUCCUUCAGAAAGGAUGUUAAUGCAGUCUCUGCUAAGCAGCAAUGCCAUGCAGUGUGUGAAAUUGUGUACUUCAGUUCAGCAUCACAGAAAAUUUUGCAUAUAAUGGUUUAUGUAGAUUAGGAAGUGGAGAAUGAUUCACAUGUUAUAGGCAGGUCAGAGGGGAAAAUCCAGACCCAAACUGAUGUCAGGGAUGUGGGUAUCCACAUUCUGGAUUUUCAAGCUUAAUAGUUUGAAGAAACGUGGAUUUUCUGCAUCCAGUCAAAAUUUCCCAAGCCUCCCCUCUCUGCUCGAGAUAAGUAGUAGAGAAAGUAAAAUCAGCCCUUUGUGGAUUCCCAGUAAAAAUCUUGACUCAUUGUGAAUCUUAAGUGGGCUUUAUACUUGCUGACCCCUUGGACAGGCAUGUUCUUGAGAAAUCCCCUUAAGUUCUCUCCCAAUGAGACAAUCAUCCACUUGUCAUGCCUUCCAGGGCUCAAGUCAGCCUGGAAAACACUCCUUGGGUCAAAGCUUUGUUGUAACAUUAACUAUGGUGUGGGGGCUCCUGUGUAACCCACAUCUUCAGAAAUCAUGCUUCCAAGGCAAGUCCCUCGUUAGCAACUGGACAGCAGAUCUGAAAAGUCAGCUGUGGGGUAAUGUGUUUCUUUCUUUGGACUAGAGAGGUCAGGGAGAUGCAUUUAUUGUAUCUAAGGAUUGAAGCUAAGGACACUUAACUACUGAGCCACAUCACCACCCCUUUUUAUUUUUCAUUUUAAGACAGGGUCUUACUGAAUUAGUUGGUACCUUGCUAAGUUGCUGAAGUUGGCUUUGAACUUGCAAUCCUCCUGCCUCAGCCUCCUGAGCCACUGGGCUUACCUGGUGAGAUACAUGAUCUUAAACAACAAAUGUAUGAUGAAUAAAUGACUGUUAACUCUC